AUGGAUCCGACCCGGGGCCAAUUCCAGGCAACGGCCGAACGUGAAGAGACACGGCCAAAGACUGAAGCUUUAACUCAGGAGGAAAUCAACGAGCGUCUGCGCCGCAAGCGCAAGGCGCGCGGACAGAAGGCCUGCCAUCCCUGCCGGCAGCGCAAAGUUGGUUGCAACUAUGCACAACCUUGUCAAAAGUGCAUCGAUCGCAACCACCCUGAGCUCUGCGUCUAUGAGCCCGUGUCGAAACGAGCAAAUAUCGACACUUCUGCCAGCAAUGUAGUUCCAACCAGCGCUUCGAACGAUGGUGCGGUCACGGGAUGGAGCAGGAUCAGCGAGAGAUUGCAGACGAUCGAGCAGUCCAUUCAAGAGCUGCGAAAUGAGUUGAAAGAUCUGGCAGGGCGCGACGGGUCUCCCUCGACACUGGUUGGCCGGUCCAGGCCUGAGGGAACGGGACGAGACUCGAGUAGUGACGGUGCCGACCAGGAGAACUUCGCCAUUCACACGGCCAACGAAGUCACUGGCGAGGCGGUCCAUCUGGGUGGUAACUCGGUGCCAGCCAUGGUCUUUGCCUUGAAGAGCGACCCCAACGAGUACGAUGUUCAGGAUCUGCUCGGCAAGAGCAUCUUACCUCUGUUCGGUCUGGAUAAUGAGAGUGCCACUUACCCGUUCGUUGAUCUCUGGGGCUUACCUCACGGAUCCUAUGCCAGACUGCAGGCAUUAUGCAGGCUGUUGCCCACCGACGCCGACUGCCUCCAAUUCUUCGGACAGUACCGAGACACGGCCCACGUUCUUUUCCCUGGCGUGGUCGACGUCAAACAGUUUGAGGGCGAACUCACCCAUUUUCUCAUCAAUAAAGCUGCCGUAACCAGGGAUGCUCCCUACGAGGCGCUGUCCAAUGACAACAUAUACGGCAAGAGUCUGCACUGGGUAGGGUUGCUGUUCGCCAUCCUCGCAUCUGGCUACCAAUGCUCGUCGUUGCCACGGAAAGAACGCCAAUUGACUAGUCAAGUAUACGUGUGCUGUGCAUAUGAAUGCCUCCGCAUCAUAAAUUAUUUGUCCAACUCCAAAUUACUCGACAUCCAGACGCUGUUGGUGCUGGGGAACGUCAUUUCCAACAACAUGAACUCCGGCAUCGCCUGGUGCCUGCUCGGGUUGACCAUCCGGAUUGGACAGAGCCUUGGUCUCCAUCAGAAGACCUUCCGGACCAGCUCAGACGCCGAGAGGGCCAUACGAGAGGAACUUUGGUGGCGGAUUGUGUGGCAGGACAGUCUUAUCUCGAUCACCUUUGAUCGAGCAUCGUCGACUCCUACCAUCUCGCAUCACAAAUCAAUUCAGUCCAACGAAAACACGUGGUUGUCAUAUACCGACUGCAUGAAGAUCCUGUGUGAGACCGGCCUUGAGAUUGUGCGAGAGAGGAGUAAACAUACCGAUCCCCGACAUGAACUCACCCGGAUCAACCGACAUCAGGAGGAACUGGCAAGGAUGAUGAAGCACUCGCUGCAGCAUCUCAAAGACGCCACGGCAUGCCAGUCGAUGAGGGAUCAGCUCGAACAUUGGAACCUCUACCUUCAUCGCUCAUAUAUCUUGUCCGAACUGUAUCGGUCAGCAUUGAAACGCAGACAUGCUUCGCCAGAACUGAGCAGCUUUCGGGCCCCGUGCUUGGAGAAUAUGGCCAACACGGUGGAUGCAUUUCUGGGGCUGUCGAACGUGACUCGGUUUGCCACUCAAUCUUGGGCUGCGGUGCAUCGGUCUCUGAGCUCGGCGCUGUUGCUUGGGAUUUUGAAACAACCCCAGAGCGAUUCACGUGUGCGGGCAUUGCUUGACAAGCUGAUCAUGGUCAUGUCGAGCAUCAACUCUUCGUUGGAUCCCACCGAGGUGUCUGCGCCCAUCUCGAGAGCUGUCAGGGCCCUUGCGCGGCUCAACGCACACCACGCCGCCGAGGGCGAGACGGAGCACGGCGCGGCUGUCCAUGGAAUCCUUGGUUGGGAUCGAAGCACCGGUUCGGAUGCUCUUAUGUAUGGGGGCCACCCUUCGAAUGAGGCAUCUGGGGAUGACGCGGGUCGUUCUGAGGACUCGCCUUAUGAGCUGAUGGAGAAGAUCUUGUGGGGAUCCCAGGGUAUAUCUCCGGUCUGA
Molecule: messenger RNA, 2127 nt
Organism: Cladophialophora psammophila CBS 110553
Lineage: Eukaryota; Fungi; Ascomycota; Eurotiomycetes; Chaetothyriales; Herpotrichiellaceae
Exons: 4
Coding region: 1-2127 (708 amino acids)
Biological process (GO): DNA-templated transcription; regulation of DNA-templated transcription
Molecular function (GO): DNA-binding transcription factor activity, RNA polymerase II-specific; carboxy-lyase activity; DNA binding
Source: RefSeq, a predicted model, not a curated record